UAUUCUGCGUCCAGUCGUUUAUGCGACGCAUGUAGCAAUGGCGGGCGCCAGAAAGAGUGCUCAACUUUCCUCUUUGGUAGACUAUGGGGGCGACACAGAUCCUGACUCUGACCCUGAAUCAGAUGAGACAGGAGGUCAUGUUGGGGCACUGGUGUAUCACUAUAACGAGGAUGACCUGAACCGAACAGAGGAUCUAGAUGACAAGGACUAUGGCGAUGAAGAAAGUAGAGAAAGCAACUCGGAAAUGGAAGAAUCUGACGAGGGGAGGGACGCAGAUGAUGUUGAGAUGUCGGAAGCAGAAAAAAAAGACCCCAAUGAGCUUGUUGCUCUAUUCUCAGAGAAGGUGAGGAGCAUGUCGCCUGAUGAGAUCAGGAUCCCCCCGGAACCUCCUGGACGCUGCUCCAGCCAACUACAGGAGAAGAUCCACAAGCUGUAUGAGAGGAAGCUCCACGGAGAUUUCGACAUAAACAACCACAUCCAGCAAAAGAAAGAGUUUAGAAACCCAAGUAUUUACGAGAAGCUCAUUCAGUUCUGUGGUAUAGAUGAACUUGGAACCAACUACCCUAAAGAUAUGUUUGAUCCUCAUGGCUGGUCAGAAGACUCCUAUUAUGAAUCUCUGGCUAAAGCCCAGAAAGUGGAAAUGGACAAACUGGAGAAAGCCAAGAAGGAGCGCACAAAGAUUGAGUUUGUCACGGGCACGAAGAAGGGCGCCAACCCCUCCAACACGUCAGCAUCCACCACCAGCAACAGCACCAACACCACAGCCACAGCAGAAGCCCAGAAGCGGAAAAGCAAGUGGGACUCUGCGAUCCCUGUGACCCUGGCCCAGCCCACCCUCAUCACCACCACCGCCAACCUGCCCGCCGUCGUCUCGGUGACCACCACCGCCAGCGGCACCAAAACCACAGUCAUCUCCGCGGUCGGCACCAUCCUGAAGAAAGCAAAGCAGUGAACGUGUUUCCUUUUUUAAGUAAGACGCCCAUUUCACACACGUGAGAACAAGCAGGGCGUGGACAAAUGGACAUGAUGGACACGUGUCAUUUUUAGAAGCCACAUACAAACCCUGCUACACAUGGACUGAGACUUAACUGCCUUUUAUCUCUGGGAUUGUUUCUGCACUGUAGCAUCACUAAAUCUGAUGAUGCGUGUCCAUCUCAUUUCUUUUCUUUUUACCGUAGUGUCACCAUGAACAUGACAUUGACCAAAUGAGGAAAAAAGGAUCCAAAAACACACCGUCAAAGAAAUAUCUGAAUUAUGUUUAUUUUUAUAUCCAUAGUACUGGUACAGUAUUUUCACACCACCCUCAACUGUGAGUCCAUCAUUUUAUUGUUAUUCAGCUUUUUGUUUCCCUCCGUCAGCAGGUCGUCUCAGCUCUGAAGAUUUUUUUUACACUUGUACAUACGGUAUGUAUUGAUGGCGAAUAAAUGGUUUAGAUGUUGCCUUUUCA
Messenger RNA from Solea solea (common sole), 1447 nucleotides. RefSeq names its product SAP30 binding protein (gene sap30bp). Lineage: Eukaryota; Metazoa; Chordata; Actinopteri; Pleuronectiformes; Soleidae. Gene Ontology annotation, cellular component: nucleus. The transcript is spliced from 10 exons. The coding region runs from base 38 to 952 and encodes 304 amino acids. The record is from RefSeq and is a predicted model, not a curated record. Gene Ontology annotation, biological process: regulation of DNA-templated transcription.